AUGAAAAUCGAAAGGGCAUGCAAUACUAUUAAUUCGAAUCGAUUUGAGCAUUUACUAACUGAGCGUCUAAGCAACGCAUUUGGUAGAGCUGUUCAUGUAAGCGGUGCAGCAGCAGCAGUAAGCCACCAGAAGAAAUUUAUUAGUUUAUCUGAUUUUGUAUCAAAUAUAAAUAUUAAUAAUUGUGUAACGACAGCUCUUCAAUCAUAA
Echinococcus granulosus is the source of this 207-nucleotide messenger RNA. RefSeq lists its product as hypothetical. The record is from RefSeq and is a predicted model, not a curated record. The coding region runs from base 1 to 207 and encodes 68 amino acids. Lineage: Eukaryota; Metazoa; Platyhelminthes; Cestoda; Cyclophyllidea; Taeniidae. The transcript is spliced from 2 exons.